This is a messenger RNA of Amborella trichopoda, 1348 nucleotides long. Its product is annotated as GDSL esterase/lipase At5g08460. Lineage: Eukaryota; Viridiplantae; Streptophyta; Magnoliopsida; Amborellales; Amborellaceae. The record is from RefSeq and is a predicted model, not a curated record. Gene Ontology annotation, molecular function: hydrolase activity, acting on ester bonds.
UUAUCAUAUUGGUGAUCCUCCUCUUCUUCUAUAGAAAGAGCUCUUCUUCUCUAUAGUAGAAGGGAGGAAACACCAAUUGAAAGUAGAGGACAUGGCAGCAUAUUGGUCUGGGCCGCUCCUACUGCUGGGGUUGUUGAUCCUGCAAAGCCCAUCAUGGGCGGUGGAGGGGGGCGAUGCACCUCCUGCAGUCUUCUUCUUUGGAGACUCAAUCUUGGAUGUAGGUAACAACAACUACCUCAAUACGAAGGCCAAGUGUAAUAUGGCUCCUUACGGUGUGGACUUCCCUGGCGGGAAGCCUACAGGAAGGUUUAGCAAUGGCCUCAACAUUGCAGACUUCUUAGCUAUGCAGGUGGGAUUGAAGGAGAGCCCACCAGCUUUUCUCUCCCUCUCAGGGCAGAACUUCCAAAAGGGUCCCUUCAGUGGUGUCAAUUUUGCUUCGGGAGGAUCGGGCAUUCUCGACAAAACCGGCAGCAACUUUGGGCAAAAUCUACCGUUGAGCGUACAGAUCUCCCACUUCAACAAAGUCUACAACGACUUCAGAAUCGAAGUAGGUGAAGCUCAUGCCCGAGCAGUGUUGGCUGAGUCUCUCAUCUUCAUAAGCGUCGGAGGCAAUGACAUCGUUCAGAACUUUAAUCCCUCAACCCAAAUGGACCAGCUGGUCGCGAAUCUUGCUGUAACCUACAAGGCACAUUUACAGAAACUUUAUAGCAUCGGUGCAAGGAAGUUUGGGAUAUUGGGUCUGUCAAAGACUGGGUGUAUCCCAGUGCUGCGAGCGCAGAGCAAGACUGGAGGCUGCAUUGAGGAACUGAAUUACGUGUCCCAAAGGUUCGACAAUCAAGUGGAAAAUAUGUUGCGACAGCUUUCCUCAGAGCUGAGGGGAAUGAAGUACUCGCUUUUUGUUGGGACUCACCUACCUGAAGUUGCUUUUUACGUGUCCUAGGGUUCGCUGAAAUGAAGACUGCUUGCUGCGGAUCGGGCAAAUUCAACGGCGAGGUCCCUUGCAAUCCGAAAGCUAGUUUAUGUGCCAUGCGCAACGACUACUAUUAUUGGGACACCUUCCACCCAACGCAGGCAACGUCAAAACUGGUGGUGGACCUUAUGUACAACGGCUCCCCACAAUACGUUGUUCCCAUCAACUUCAAGCAAUUAUGGAGGUCUUAGAGAGAGAGAGUGAGAGAGUUAUGACGAAUGCUUUGUUUUGUCAUGAGUACCGAUCUUUCAAAUUAGUUUUUGUGGAUGAAGUUCCAACAAUCUUAUCAGAGGAACUGGCUUUUUGUUUGUCAUGAUCAUCCCCGUGUGUUUUUGUUUCCUGCCUUUAUAAAUGGAUCAUCAGUUGGUUUUCCUCUUU